Penicillium salamii is the source of this 1782-nucleotide messenger RNA. Lineage: Eukaryota; Fungi; Ascomycota; Eurotiomycetes; Eurotiales; Aspergillaceae. The record is from the annotation of a GenBank genome assembly.
AUGUUGGGCCUCUCUUCAUCCAACCCCUCUAAGCAGGGCGCCCAAUUCAGCACGGGUCGAGUUGACAUGAUGUCUGAACACGAUUCUCCGCGGAAUGGCAUGCAAGCCUCUGAUGAAAAGAGUACGAGAGGAAGUGAGGACCAGACUAUCAUUGGCGAAGCCAAUGGAGUUCAAAAGGCCGAAGCCGUCGUGCUGGCCUGGAGUAGGAACGCUGUGUGGGGAAUUUACGCUUGGAUCUGGGUCUGCUUUUUCAUGUUGGCGUUCCAUUCGUCGAUCGGCCUGAACGUUAUUGUGAACGCCUACGCCAAUUUCAGCAGUGCGCCUGAGAUUUCAACGGCAGCCAUCCUAGCCACCGUCGUAGGUGGAGUGGUCAAGCUGCCCAUUGCCAAAAUCCUGAACAUCUGGGGUCGUGCUGAAGCCCUUACCAUAUUUACAUGUCUAUUCCUGCUGGGAAUCAUUGUGUUGGCGUCAUGCAAUGGCCCGAGUGGAUUUGCGGCCGGAUACACAAUGUACUGGGUUGGCUAUAAUGCAAUUUACCUGAUCCUUGAUGUGUUCAUUGCCGAUACAUCUGGACUGAGGAACCGUGCCUUCGCCUUCGCUUUUUCCAGCACGCCUUUCAUUUGCACGGCUUUCACUGGCCCACUUGCUGCUCAGUCCUUCUUGACUAUGACAACUUGGCGCUGGGCAUACGGUGCAUUUGCUAUCAUCUUCCCCUUUACUCUCCUACCCCUUGCCGUGGUCUUUAAGUUCUACGAGAAAAAGGCCCUGAAGAUGGGUCUAUACAAGAGGCCCGUGUCAGACCGCACCUGGUCUCAGUCAGUUAUUCAUUAUAUCCACGAGUUUGACAUCAUCGGCGCAGCUCUACUGAUGGCUACCUUCAUCCUGCUACUAUUGCCCUUCAGUUUGGCAACCUACGGACGGGCCCAAUAUAAAUCUCCCACCUUCAUCGCUAUGUUGGUGAUUGGCUUCUGUCUAUUCUUCGUUUUCGUUGCGUGGGAAAAGUUCUUUGCUCGCAAGCAAUUCAUCCAGUACGAUUUGCUCAAACGACGAACUGUUCUUGGUGCCUGCAUCUUGUCCGCCGUGCUGAACCUCGGCUAUGCCGCUUGGGAUCUCUAUUUCCUCAACUUUGUGAUGGUCGUAUAUGAUCUCAGCGUUUCCGAUGCGGGCUACAUGAACCAGAUCUACAACAUUGGAUCGUGUUUCUGUGCACCCUUGUUCGGUCUCUACAUCCGCCAGACCAAGCACUUCAAGUACGCCUGUCUUUUCUUUGCUCUCCCACUGAUGAUUCUCGGAUCUGGAUUGAUGGUUCACUUCCGUGGCUCUGAUGAUGGUAUUGGAUAUAUUGUCAUGUGCCAGAUCUUCAUCGCCUUUGCAGGCGGUAUGUUGGUCAUUGGACAAGACAUGGCCGUGAUGGCCGAAGCAGACCACGACGGAGUGCCCAUGAUGCUUUCCAUUCUUGGCCUUUUCGCCAGUCUCGGUGGUGCUGCCGGAAACACCGUCGCAUCAGCCAUUUAUGCCAACGUUUUCCCCGGUACUUUGGUGGCCAACCUUCCUGCUGAGGCCCAGGCUGACUGGGUUGACAUCUACGUCGGAGGAUACCUGGUUCAGAUGACCUAUCCCAUGGGAUCAGAGAUCCGAAAUGCUGUCAACCUUGCCUGGGGUGAAACUCAAAAGUUCAGCUGCAUUGCGACCACUGCUGUGGUGGCACUGGGUCUGCCUUGCAUUUUCAUCUGGAGAAAUAUCAAUGUCGACAAGAAGCAAGUCCCUGGUACUGUGCUUUAA